AAAUGUCCAGAACACCCAUCCAGGAAACACAGUUUGGACAGUUGCCUGACACUGCAGCCAUUGAAGGAUGGGUUAGAAGCCCCAGAGAGCAUCUCAGCAGACAAAACGGAGCUGUCAGCAGACGUUAAAGUUUUGUGCUUAGGUUGAUGGAAAGAUUCGGUUAUGUUCAGUGAAAUGGACCAGACGAAUGGCAACACUGCAGGGAGAUUUGAACGUCACCCUCAUCCCUACAGCCCUCCAAACUAUGAAAGAAAUCCCUACACUGGGAUGACAUACGAGGUUGGAAAUGGGAACAUUGCGAUCGUCUCUCGUCCUGCCUCCUACGGCAACAUGGUCCCUCCUCAGGAACCACCCCCAUAUGGAGGCAACCAGUACUACAGUCAGGAUCCACCUGUGUAUUCCCAGGAAUCUGAGGAGAACCCCUUCAGUGUCGCUGGAAUACGGAGAGGUUUUAUUCUGAAAGUCUACCUGACCCUGAUGAUUCAGUUGCUGUGUACUGUUGGGAUUAUCUGCACCUUUAUUUACUGCAACACACUGAAGACUUGGAUUUAUAACAACUACUGGUUCUCCUACACUAUGAUGUCAGUGGUGCUGGUACUCAUUGUGGUUUUAGCCUGCUGUGAUAAUAUCCGUCGCCGGGUGCCCCUCAAUUUUAUAGCUCUGGGCACGUUUACUGUUGCAGAGGGCCUGAUGCUUGGAUCUGUUGCAGCCUACUUCAACGCCGAAGCAGUUAUGUGGGCUGUGGGUGCGACAGCUUUCGUUACUUUUGGCAUCAGCCUGUUUGCUAUGCAGUCAAAGUGGGACUUCACCCCUAAAGCUGGGUGCAUGUGGAUGUUUGCCUGUUCCUUAUUGUCCUUCUUAAUGAUGUGUGCCAUCAUCCGAUCACAGUAUCUCUACAUCUUCUACGCCUACCUGGGAACUGUGCUGUUUUCUUUCUACUUGCUGCUUGAUACUCAGUUGAUUCUGGGGGGGAAGCACCGGAAGUACGAAAUAUCUCCUGAGGAGUACAUCUAUGCUGCCCUCAGCCUCUACUUGGACAUUGUCAACUUAUUCCUUCUCCUGCUACAAAUCAUUAACUGCUGCAAUUGAAUCUGAUUAUUCUCAAGCUUAUUUAAAGAACAGUAAAAAAUAAUUGUUUUUAUGAGAGUAUUUUUUUCUCCAGGCAUGUCGCAGCUAUAUACAAACA
Molecule: messenger RNA, 1186 nt
Organism: Cyprinodon variegatus (sheepshead minnow)
Lineage: Eukaryota; Metazoa; Chordata; Actinopteri; Cyprinodontiformes; Cyprinodontidae
Product: protein lifeguard 1-like
Exons: 12
Coding region: 163-1089 (308 amino acids)
Cellular component (GO): membrane
Source: RefSeq, a predicted model, not a curated record